AUGGCGGGCUGGUAUACUUUGAGUAUUGCCCUUUUUGCGGCUAUCGGCACAUUUCUCUUUGGAUUCGAUACCGGAAUUGCAACGACAACUAUCGCCCAUGAAAGCUGGAAACAGUAUAUGGGCCACCCUUCGGCUGGUCUUACCGGAGCAGUUGUUGCCGUGUACAUUGCCGGCGAGGCAGUCGGUGCCCUGACGCAGACCGCUAUUGGCGACAGGCUUGGCCGUCUUCGAUUCAUGGGGCUGAUGUGUGUGAUUGUCACAAUUGGAACCACGAUCCAGACCGCGUCGAUCAACAUCGGCAUGUUUUUGGCAGGUCGAGCCCUGGCUGGCUAUGCUGUUGGCGGAAUGGUUGCCACUGUACCCAUCUACCUCAGCGAGAUCUCCGACCCCCGGUAUCGUGGUCUGAUCGGUGGUAUUUCAGGUUGCGGCAUCUCGUUCGGCACCAUGGCUUCAAACUGGGUGGGAUAUGCCUGCAGCUAUGCACCGUAUGGUGCCGUGCAAUGGCGGCUACCGCUCGCCAUUCAGAUCCCGUGGGGUAUCAUUAUGUUCGGAGGAUUGGCCACAUUCAUGCCCAACUCGCCGCGGCACCUGAUCAGGAACGGCAAGAUCGAGCAAGCGCGCAACGAGUUCGCGAAAAUACGCCGCGAUCUGCAUUCAGACGAGGUGCAUCGGGAGUUUGAGCUCAUGCUUGCACAGAUUAAGUACGAGAAGGAGCGUGAGAUCACGUCCUACCGGGAGAUCUGGCGGUUGUUCCGGCGCCGGGUGAUGGUAUCGGUCGCGGUGCAGACUAUGACCAGUCUAACUGGCGUGAAUGUCAUUCAGUACUAUCAAACAAUCCUAUACAAAUCCCUCGGCAUCGAUUCGCACACUAUUCUUGCCCUGGCCGCCGUCUACGGCACCAUCGCUUUUCUCACCAACUGCCUCACGACAAAGUACCUGACCGAUCAAUGGGGUCGUAGAAAAAUGAUGCUCACUGGCCUCGGCGGCAUCAUCGUCAUCGAAAUCUACGCCGCGGUCAUGCAGCGUCUGUUCCAGAACACAGACAAUCGCAUCGGAAAAGGCUUCGCCAUCCUCGGCAUCUAUCUCUUUGUCGUCACGUACUACGGCAUGCUCAACAGCACGACCUGGCUCUACGGCGCCGAAGUCCUCCCCAUCGCCCUGAGAAGCAAAAUCAUGGGCCUGGCAGCGGCGUCGCAUUUUAUCGUGAACGUUGCGAUUACCGAAGCCGGACCAAGCGCCUUUGCGAAUAUCCAUGAGAACUACUACUACGUCUUCGUGGCGUGUACGCUGUUCUUCCUGGUCGUGGCGUACUUUUAUUUCCCUGAGACGAAACAGAAGACCCUCGAGGAGAUUGCCGCGUCGUUCGGUGACAAGGUCAUUUUACCUGAGGACCGGGUCGAUGAGGAAGACGACGACGAGGAUGAUGAUGAUGAUGAUGAUCUGAAGGCGAAGCCGAGUUCGCAGCAGGUGGAGGUGGCUGUGGGAAAGGCUACGGUUUGA
Messenger RNA from Aspergillus clavatus NRRL 1, 1500 nucleotides. It is a transcript of the gene hxt8, whose product is annotated as putative MFS monosaccharide transporter (Hxt8). The record is from RefSeq and is a predicted model, not a curated record. Gene Ontology annotation, cellular component: membrane. Gene Ontology annotation, molecular function: carbohydrate:proton symporter activity. The coding region runs from base 1 to 1500 and encodes 499 amino acids. Gene Ontology annotation, biological process: transmembrane transport; carbohydrate transport. Lineage: Eukaryota; Fungi; Ascomycota; Eurotiomycetes; Eurotiales; Aspergillaceae. The transcript is spliced from 12 exons.